GACCACCACGACUAUCUCCCCAAAGCCGAAGCACAAGCCCUCUGCGCGCAACACGACCUGCAGCCGUGGCGCGAGCGCACCCAGCGCCGCAAGAUCUACGAUAUGGUUCCGUUUAGCACGGAGCUAGACUGGAUGGAGAUCCGCAUGCACGAGCUAGACAGCCAAGUGGACUACUUCGUGAUAGUCGAGUCCACCGAGACCUUCACGGGGCGGCCGAAGCCCCUGCACUUCGCGGAACACUACAGCAACUUCUCGCGGUUCGCGCCCAAGAUCCUCUACCAUGCGCUGGACCUCUCUCCCUUGCGCCACAACACCACCUGGGAGCGCGAGGCCUACACGCGCAACGCGCUCUUCACCGGCGUCUUCCCCUCCCUGCUGGGCGCCGCGCGCCCCAACCCGGACGACAUCCUACUCGUCUCCGACGCCGACGAGAUCCCGCGGCCGGAGACGCUGACCCUCCUCCGCAACUGCGUCACCCCGCCGCGCGUCACGCUGCGCAGCCGCUUCUACUACUACUCGUUCCAGUGGCAUCACGUCGGCGCCGACUGGCACCACCCGCAGGCGACCGUCUACGCCGGGCUGGAGCGGACCCUGCUGCCCGAGGACCUGCGCAUGCACAGCGCAGGCAGCCCGACGGGGCUCGACCUGGGCAACGCUAGCUGGCACUGCAGCUCGUGCUUCUCGCGCGUCGCGGAGCUGGUCCAGAAGAUCCGCGGCUUCUCGCACACGGAGUACAACCGGCCCGAAUUCGUCGAGCCGCGCGAGAUCGUGCGCCGCGUGCGCCGCGGCCUCGACCUGUUCGACCGCCAGGGCCAGGACUACGAGAGGGUCGCCCGCGUCACGGACGUGCCCGAGUACCUGAAGCGGAAUGCCCGCCGGUUUGCCUUCUUGCUGGAUCGCGAUCCCGAGAAUGCCAACUUUGAGGACUAU
Messenger RNA from Aspergillus japonicus CBS 114.51, 930 nucleotides. RefSeq names its product glycosyl transferase family 17 protein. Gene Ontology annotation, cellular component: membrane. Gene Ontology annotation, molecular function: beta-1,4-mannosylglycoprotein 4-beta-N-acetylglucosaminyltransferase activity. The transcript has a single exon. The record is from RefSeq and is a predicted model, not a curated record. The annotation marks the transcript as partial. Lineage: Eukaryota; Fungi; Ascomycota; Eurotiomycetes; Eurotiales; Aspergillaceae. Gene Ontology annotation, biological process: protein N-linked glycosylation; N-acetylglucosamine metabolic process.